Penicillium oxalicum is the source of this 351-nucleotide messenger RNA. Its product is annotated as L-rhamnose mutarotase. NCBI's taxonomy places the organism in Eukaryota, Fungi, Ascomycota, Eurotiomycetes, Eurotiales, Aspergillaceae. Gene Ontology annotation, molecular function: racemase and epimerase activity, acting on carbohydrates and derivatives. The transcript has 3 exons. The record is from RefSeq and is a predicted model, not a curated record. Bases 1 to 351 code for a protein of 116 amino acids.
AUGGCCCCUGUGCGCCGAAUUGGACAAAUAGUGCACCUCAAGCCCGAGGCUGUGGCAGCAUACAAAGAGUGCCACGCCAAAGUCUGGCCCGAGGUGCUCAAGCAGAUCGAGGACUGCAACAUCAGAGACUAUUCCAUCUUCUUCGACAAUGAUCGCACUUUGUUUGCCAAGUUCGAUUAUAUCGGUGAGGACUUCGACGCUGAUAUGGAGAAGAUGCGGGCCAACCCCAAGGUUCGGGAGUGGUGGGCGAUGACCGAUUCGAUGCAGGAAAGCUUGAUCCCCGGCGCCGUGGGGAGUGCCGAAGGUCCUGGGUGGUGGAAGCCUCUGGAAGAAGUCUUCUACACAGACUAG